ACAUACAUAAGAGAGCGUAUUUAACAGCUGUUAAGCUACGUGAUGCACUAAACAUAAACUUGAAGAAUGAUAAAAUGAUGUCCAACGAUAAGAGAACUGUAUACAUAGGAUCUUUGGCGGACGAAGUUACAGAAAAACUGCUAAAUAAUGCUUUCAUACCAUUUGGCGAUAUAGCUGAUAUACAAAUUCCGGUUGAUUAUGAAUCGCAGAAGCACCGCGGUUUUGCAUUUAUAGAAUAUGAAUCUGCAGAGGACGCUGCAUCUGCUAUAGAUAAUAUGAAUGAUUCUGAGCUGUGUGGACGCACGAUAAGAGUUAAUUUGGCAAAACCUGUCCGAGUUAAAGAAGGCAGUUUUAAACCUGUAUGGGCCGACGAUGAAUGGCUACAAAAACAUGCCGGCGCUACUUUAACAAAUACGGAAAGUAAUACAAACGAGGAAACCGGAGUUGUUGUCCGUCCCAAUGAUGCUACACCUGCGAUUAUCGAGAAAGCGGAAAAACGUAAUCCACAAGUUUUCUUUGAUAUACGCAUUGCCGGGAACGAUGUAGGACGUAUUGUUAUGAUUUUGAGAUCAGACGUUGUUCCGAAAACGGCUGAAAAUUUUCGUGCGUUAUGCACCCACGAACAUGGUUUCGGCUACAAAGGCAGUACCUUUCAUCGUAUUAUACCUGAAUUUAUGUGUCAAGGAGGUGAUUUUACUAAUCAUAACGGUACCGGUGGUAAAUCCAUUUAUGGUAAGAAAUUUGCCGAUGAAAAUUUCACCUUAAAACAUAAUGGCUUUGGGACUUUAUCAAUGGCCAAUUCUGGUGCGAAUACGAACGGUUCUCAAUUCUUCAUAUGUACCACAAAAACUGAUUGGCUGGAUAACAAACAUGUUGUAUUUGGUCACGUUAUUGGUGGUGCAGAUGUUGUGCGGAAAAUUGAACGAUGCGGCUCUAAAUCGGGUGUGUCAACACAAAAAGUUGUUAUUUACUCCUGUGGAGAAUUAAAAUAAGUUGCAAGCGCAUACAUGCAUUCACGCAAGCGUCGUGAUUUAUUUAGAAUUUUUUAUCACAAAGAAAAAAUCAAAUAUAGUUUACAAAAAUUAUCAAUUAAACUCAUUGUUCGUUACGCAUAAUGAGGUUGAGAAACCGACAGACGUUAAAGAUGACCAUUCACACGUACGU
Messenger RNA from Glossina fuscipes, 1164 nucleotides. It is a transcript of the gene cyp33, whose product is annotated as peptidyl-prolyl cis-trans isomerase E. Gene Ontology annotation, biological process: protein peptidyl-prolyl isomerization; protein folding. Gene Ontology annotation, cellular component: intracellular membrane-bounded organelle. Lineage: Eukaryota; Metazoa; Arthropoda; Insecta; Diptera; Glossinidae. The coding region runs from base 75 to 992 and encodes 305 amino acids. The record is from RefSeq and is a predicted model, not a curated record. Gene Ontology annotation, molecular function: RNA binding; peptidyl-prolyl cis-trans isomerase activity. The transcript is spliced from 4 exons.